AUGCUCUUCAAGAACGCCUCCUUCCUUUUUCCCUUAGUCCUGCCCCUAGGUGCCCUGGCGUCUUCAGGCCCCGGAAAUGGCACCUCGGGCUUCAUGACAUUUCAACCGGGCUUCAAGGCCAUUCUCGGCGAGCACCCGAAACUUGAACUUCUCCAUGAAAAUAGGACAUAUCCCUUCGCCCAUGAAGCUCCAGUCUACAUCCCGGACACAGGUGACCUCUUCAUAGUCGGCAACUACCAGACCCCAACAGGUGGCCAAGCGAUCCAAAUCUCCCGCAUGGUUCCCCAGAAGAAUGGCAGCUAUGUGCGCGAGAUCAUUCACCCCGACAUUCCCAUGGCCAACGGGGCUAUCAACUACAAUGGCGGCAUUCUUUUCUGUGACCAGGGCACAAAAGAGCGUCCUUCUUCCCUGAUCUUCAUGAACGCGACCGCCCCCUACGAGACCAAAGUCCUGCUCGACAGCUUCUACGGCCGUCACUUUAACAGUCUUAACGACCUCGACGUGCAUUCAGACGGCAGUAUCUGGUUCACGGACCCGACAUACGGCUACGACCAGGGCUUUAGCAUGAAGCCGGACCUGCCAAACCAGGUCUACCGAUUCAAUCCCAAAACCGGCGACGUGCGCGUGGUGGCUGACCAGAUUGGCCAACCGAAUGGCAUUGCCUUCUCGCCGGACGAGAGUAUCGUCUAUGUAACCGAUACCGAUGCUGUUUGGGGAAACGGCGAUAAUGACUCCACCAGGCCUGCGACUAUCUACGCUUUUGACGUCAAAUACUACUCCGGUUCUCCUUUCCUUAUGAACCGCCGUGUCUUUGCGUACACCGAUAACGGCAUCCCCGACGGUGUCAAAACGGACACCGAGGGCAACGUGUAUGCCGGGUGCGGCGAUGGAGUCCAUGUCUGGUCCCCCGCCGGUGUGCUGCUGGGCAAAAUCCAGCUUCCUGGCACCUCGGCCAACCUGGCGUUUGCCAAACCUGGCGAGAUGUUUGCGCUGAACGAGUACCGGCUCUGGAAGGUUACUCUGAGCCAGAAUGUUCAGGGGACUAUUCUCAAUGAACUUUAA
Molecule: messenger RNA, 1062 nt
Organism: Aspergillus nidulans FGSC A4
Lineage: Eukaryota; Fungi; Ascomycota; Eurotiomycetes; Eurotiales; Aspergillaceae
Product: protein alcP
Exons: 2
Coding region: 1-1062 (353 amino acids)
Source: RefSeq, a predicted model, not a curated record